This is a messenger RNA of Protopolystoma xenopodis, 444 nucleotides long. The record is from the annotation of a GenBank genome assembly. NCBI's taxonomy places the organism in Eukaryota, Metazoa, Platyhelminthes, Monogenea, Polystomatidea, Polystomatidae.
AUGACGGGCGACUAUAGCUUCGCACGAAAUGUAGUUGAUCUACGCUUUCCGAACACUAACACUAUGCCGUACGUUGGCGUACCUCCACCGCUGAUAAAUAAAUCACGGGAACUUGGAGGACACUCUUUAGUUAAGUCAACUGGCAACAAGCAAAAAGCUAAGAGCGCAUCGAAUGGAUUGGGCAGUUGCCUUGGUAUGCCGGCCUGGGCCAGUCGUAGUCCUACCCACAACGAAAUUAAUCAAUAUGAUACGAAACAGGACGAAAUAAAUGUAGCUCGGCAGUGGGAUAAGGUUAACCAAGGUUGGGCCGCUACCCGCAAACUGGCCGAAACUGGAAAGAUCUGGAGCGAUAUGAUUGUAAGUAAGAAGCGGCUCCUGAAGUCAGUUUUCUCUAAUAAUAAUCAAAAUUCCCCUUUGAACAACUGUCACUCUAAAUAUGCUUAA